CGGGGUGGGGCGACCCGGAAGUGAGAGGACGAGCGCGGGCUGCGGGCUGAGAAGAUCUUCCUUGAUCCAAUUAUGAAAAAAUGUUCAGAAAAGGAAAAAAACGGCACAGCAGCAGCAGCUCCCAGAGCAGUGAGAUCAGCACUAAGAGCAAGUCUGUAGAUUCCAGUCUUGGGGGACUUUCCAGGUCUAGUACUGUGGCUAGUCUAGAUACAGACUCCACAAAAAGUUCAGGACAAAGCAAUAGUAAUUCUGAUACGUGUGCAGAAUUCAGAGUUAAAUAUGUUGGUGCCAUUGAAAAGCUGAAACAUAAUGAGAGCAAAAGUCUCGAGGGGCCACUGGACUUGAUAAAUUACAUAGAUGUUGCACAGCAAGAUGGAAAGUUACCUUUUGUUCCAGGUGAAGAGGAGUUUAUUAUGGGAGUUUCCAAAUAUGGCAUUAAAGUUUCAACAUCUGAUCAAUAUGAUGUGUUACAUAGGCAUGCUCUCUAUUUAAUUGUACGGAUGGUCUGCUACGAUGAUGGUCUGGGAGCAGGAAAAAGUUUACUGGCUUUGAAGACAACAGAUGCAGCCUCUGAAGAAUGCAGCCUCUGGGUAUAUCAGUGCAAUAGUUUGGAACAAGCCCAAGCUAUUUGCAAAGUGUUAUCUACAGCCUUUGAUUCAGUUUUAAUGUCAGAGAAGUCCUGAUGUUCUUCAGCAGCACUUGAUGGUGCAGCACAAGAGGCCUUUGUGUGGGGAGGAAAUGGGGCUCCUUCGUGACACCACGGACUGGCUGCAGCUACACGCAGUCCCAGAAAAAGCUCCCUGUGCAAACGAGAGCCAUGCACACUUGCACACGGUACUCUGUCAUUCCCCAAACAUAACUUGAAGAAAUCAUUCCAUCUUCAGCUGCCACGACAAGACAAGAUUUUGUAUUUAACAUGGUAUUUUUUCCCCCAAUAAUGUUUUGUAUAUUAAUGUCAAUAUUGUAGAAAUGUAAAAUAAAACUGACACUUCUAUCUCUG
This is a messenger RNA of Melopsittacus undulatus (budgerigar), 1000 nucleotides long. RefSeq names its product integrin subunit beta 1 binding protein 1 (gene ITGB1BP1). The transcript has 7 exons. Lineage: Eukaryota; Metazoa; Chordata; Aves; Psittaciformes; Psittaculidae. Gene Ontology annotation, biological process: negative regulation of substrate adhesion-dependent cell spreading; negative regulation of focal adhesion assembly. Gene Ontology annotation, cellular component: ruffle; lamellipodium; cell periphery. The record is from RefSeq and is a predicted model, not a curated record. Bases 81 to 683 code for a protein of 200 amino acids. Gene Ontology annotation, molecular function: integrin binding.